UAUUGGCAGCUUCUUAAUAGUGUAAAAAGAAGAUAUGUGGUUCUUAAGCCAUUUUCCAGUAGAGGUCACUUUUUUUUUUUUUUUUUAAACCUCUAUGGGAUAUUUUUCCUCCAAAUAUCAUUUCUUUCAUUCUUACAUCUUACUUAAUUCUUAGAACUAAAUUCUAAGGGAAUUCAGUGAAGACAAAAAGGCAAAAGUAAUGGCAUUUCACUGAUAUAUCAAUAUGCACCACACUUGUUGGUGUGCAUGUAAACCUGUAGGUUGUGUGGUCGUCUUUUGUCAGACACACACUCUUCAUUCAAGAUUUCUGUAAGCAGCAGUUAAUAAGGAUGUGAGGAAAUCUGCUGCCCUCACUGGUCACAGGCUCACGGCCUGUACUAAGAGAUAGGAUUAGUGAAUAAGAACAGGUUGGAAGGCUACAAAGCUCCUGUCCCUUGCAAUUUCCUUCUUUAGGUUAUUAGUCUCGUCGAAGAACUUCCCUGAAUAGUCUGAGCAGAAACAGAAGGAAAGGCUGGAUUUAUUCUAUUUUUCCUGGUGUUUGGGACAUACCAGGGAAAAGGCAAGCUCUGGGUCAUAAGCUUUGCUGAAAAUGUCUCUCCAGUUGUCUCCACAGGCACCCUGGAGGAACAACAACAUCAGUUUUCUGAGCAGGGAAGCUGCCAUCACAGAACAAGGAGAGACCAUUAUAGGCUUCUACCUACUGGCUUUAGGUUGGAUGUCUUGGUUUGGAAACAGCAUUGUGAUUUUUGUCCUGUAUAAACAGAGGCAUCUUCUGCAGCCUACUGACUACCUUACAUUUAACUUGGCUGUAUCAGAUGCCAGUAUCUCUGUGUUUGGUUAUUCAAGGGGGAUCAUUGAAAUAUUCAAUGUCUUCAGAGAUGAUGGAUUCAUUAUCACAUCGAUAUGGACUUGCCAGGUUGAUGGUUUCCUCACACUUCUCUUUGGCCUGGCUAGCAUUAACACCCUCACAGUGAUCAGUGUGACUCGCUAUAUAAAAGGCUGCCAUCCUGAGAGAGCUCACUGUAUCAGCAACAGCAGUAUGACGGUGGCUAUGGUCCUCAUCUGGAUAGCAGCCUUCUUCUGGUCAGCAGCUCCACUGCUUGGCUGGGGUAGUUAUACAGAUCGCAUGUAUGGAACAUGUGAGAUAGACUGGGCAAAGGCCAACUUCUCUACAAUCUACAAGUCCUACAUUAUCUCCAUUUUUAUCUGCUGUUUCUUCCUACCUGUAACAGUCAUGGUCUUCUCAUAUGUGUCAAUUAUCAAUACUGUCAAAUUAAGCCAUGCAUUAACAGGACUCAGUGAUCCCACAGAUAGACAGAGGAGAAUGGAGCGCGAUGUCACCAGGGUCUCUAUUGUUAUUUGCACAGCCUUCAUUAUUGCAUGGUCACCAUAUGCUGUCAUCUCUAUUUGGUCUGCGUAUGGUCACCCUGUGCCCAAUCUUACCAGCAUCCUUGCCAGUCUGUUUGCUAAGUCUGCCAGUUUCUACAAUCCUAUAAUCUACUUUGGAAUGAGCUCUAAGUUUCGGAGGGACAUUUUUAUCUUGUUCCAUUGUGCCAAGGAAGUCAAGGACCCUGUGAAGCUCAAACGUUUCAAAAACCUCAAGCAAAAACAAGAACCUUCUCAGAAAGAAGACAAAUACGCAGCAGAAAUGCAUCCUGUACCGAGCCCCGAUUCUGGUGUGGGAAGUCCAACCAACACCCCACCUCCAGCAAACAGGGAAGAGUAUUUUGGUAUUCUUGAUACACCAUCUAAUAACCCUGACAUCGAAUGUGAUAGACUCUAAGUUUUAUGGCCACUUAACACAUGCACCCACCUUUGUGUUCAGGAAGACCCUCUUCAGAUCACUGUCUGAGUGAUCUCCCAACUCCCAAUCCAUCUACUUCUUUCUGUAGCACUGAGAACUACACAACUCAAGCACAAACAAAGAGAUACCUUCUGUGUAGGUGCAGAAUGCUACAAAACACAUUUCAACACGGGCAGCACACAUGGUACCUGAAGCAUUC
Molecule: messenger RNA, 2003 nt
Organism: Tympanuchus pallidicinctus (lesser prairie-chicken)
Lineage: Eukaryota; Metazoa; Chordata; Aves; Galliformes; Phasianidae
Product: opsin-5-like
Exons: 6
Coding region: 590-1783 (397 amino acids)
Biological process (GO): G protein-coupled receptor signaling pathway
Cellular component (GO): membrane
Molecular function (GO): G protein-coupled receptor activity
Source: RefSeq, a predicted model, not a curated record